Messenger RNA from Drosophila willistoni, 1692 nucleotides. RefSeq names its product thioredoxin reductase 2, mitochondrial (gene Trxr2). Lineage: Eukaryota; Metazoa; Arthropoda; Insecta; Diptera; Drosophilidae. The transcript has a single exon. The record is from RefSeq and is a predicted model, not a curated record. Gene Ontology annotation, molecular function: glutathione-disulfide reductase (NADPH) activity; flavin adenine dinucleotide binding; thioredoxin-disulfide reductase (NADPH) activity. Gene Ontology annotation, cellular component: mitochondrion; cytosol. Gene Ontology annotation, biological process: cellular response to oxidative stress; glutathione metabolic process; cell redox homeostasis. Bases 108 to 1640 code for a protein of 510 amino acids.
GUUAAGUUGGCAGCUCCAAAAGUCACACUUCUCAAUUUGUAAUUUAUACAACUCGAAAUUAUAUUAUUAUCUCUAUCUGUAUAUACACUUUUUCACCAAAAAAAGAAAUGUCUCUGUUCAAGUUACUGCGUGCACGUUCUUUGGUACCCCAUCGCCAAUUGGGUAUUGUGGCCAAAUCGAAAUACGAUUUUGAUUUAAUUGUCCUUGGCGGUGGCUCUGGCGGUUUGGCCUGCGCCAAGGAAGCUGUCGAUCAUGGUGCACGUGUCUUGUGCUUUGACUAUGUGAAACCCACACCAGUUGGCACCAAAUGGGGAGUCGGUGGCACUUGUGUGAAUGUUGGCUGCAUUCCCAAGAAACUAAUGCAUCAGGCAUCUCUGCUGGGCGAGGCUGUACACGAAGCUGUGGCAUAUGGUUGGAAUGUCAACGAUCAGAAUAUCAAACCCGAUUGGCAAAAACUAGUCAAAUCGGUGCAGAAUCAUAUCAAAUCGGUCAAUUGGGUCACUCGUGUCGAUUUGCGGGACCGAAAGGUUGAGUAUGUCAACUCGAAGGGAGCCUUCUUCGAUGACCAUACCAUUGAGUUUGUUCCCAAAUGUGGUAAGAGAUAUAUAGUGACAUCGGAAUAUAUAGUGGUAGCUGUUGGUGGACGACCACGUUAUCCAGAUAUACCGGGAGCCAAAGAGUUCGGCAUUACCAGCGAUGAUAUCUUUAGCUAUGACAAAGAACCCGGACGCACUUUGGUUGUGGGCGCCGGCUAUGUGGGCUUGGAGUGUGCUUGCUUCCUCAAGGGUCUGGGCUAUGAUCCCACCGUUAUGGUACGUUCCAUUGUGUUGCGCGGUUUCGAUCGUCAGAUGUCCAACCUUUUGGCAGCCAUGAUGUUAGAACGUGACAUUAACUUCCUCCACACAUGCAUUCCCGACUCGGUGGAACGUCAAACGGAUGGUCGUUUGUUGGUCAAGUAUCACAAUACGACUACCCAAGCCGAGAGUAGUGAUGUCUUCGACACAGUUCUUUGGGCCAUCGGACGUAAGGGUCUAAUUGAGGAUCUCAAUCUUCAGGCUGCCGGCGUUAAGACCCAGAACGAUAAGAUUGUUGUCGAUGCCAGUGAGGCCACAAAUGUUCCGAAUAUUUUCGCUGUCGGCGAUAUAAUACAUGGCCGACCCGAAUUGACUCCAGUGGCCAUACUGGCUGGCCGUCUAUUGGCCCGACGUCUCUUUGCUGGCUCCGAGGAACGCAUGGACUAUAGUGAUGUGGCCACCACAGUGUUUACCCCCUUGGAAUACGCUUGUGUCGGCAUGUCCGAGGAACAGGCCAUAGAAACGCAUGGUGUGGAUAAUAUUGAGGUACUGCAUGGUUAUUACAAGCCCACAGAGUUCUUUAUACCACAGAAGAGUGUGCGUUAUUGUUACCUCAAAGCUGUGGCCGAAAUCAAUGGCGAUCAAAAGAUCUUGGGUCUUCACUAUAUGGGACCAGUGGCUGGUGAGGUUAUUCAGGGCUUUGCGGCAGCCUUGAAAUCUGGUCUCACAUUGAAAACCCUACGUAAUACAGUGGGCAUACAUCCAACUACGGCUGAGGAGUUCACAAGGCUGACGAUCACAAAGCGUUCGGGACGUGAUCCAACACCAGCUUCGUGUUGCAGUUAAUCACAGUUAAAUCACAACCCACAAAUUAGUAAUAAACGUAAUUUUCAUGUAA